CUCCAUUGUCCAGUGGUCAGUACUAGUCUUGAGCACUCACCAGCACCGCCACAGUGGUAUGGAUCAGAGGCUACUGUUUCUAGUGUUGGUCCCAGGAAUCCUCCUCCUCACCAGUCUUGCAGAUGCUUCUUCAACUUCAACACUGGGCAGGCAGCAAGUUCAGGCGACUCGAGUUCUUGGCCGCAGAGGCAGAGAGCUGAAAGGUGAAGGCUUGUUAGGCCACCCAUACCGGCAUGAAGCCGACCACAAGCAGCAGCAGCACGAGGAAGUAGCAAUGGAGACGACGACGACGAGGACGGCAGCGACGAGCACGGCUGGUUGGGCGGACGAGGACGAGGGGGAGAGGGAAGAAGGGCUGAUCGAAAGCGCGGAUUACAGCGGGGUGGCCAUGCACUCUCCAUCUCCGCCCAAACGCAAGCACCCAAAGAAGCCAUAGCCAGUCGAGCUCGACCAGUCUCUCGUUCUGUCCGUGUAUAAUCUUAUUUAGCUUUAGUCUAAUUCCGUCAUGGAGUUGCAUGUACCCUUGCCUUCUUCAUAAACACAAUGUUUCUGCUGCUUCUGUUCUGUAUAUAUCGCCAUGGCUGUGCUCGUGCAUUUCGCUGCAGUAGCAGGCUAAGCUAGCUGCGCCAGAGCUGAGAGAAUUUAACAGGAGACCAUGAUUUGCUCAAGUAAAUGAUAAUUAGGGCUUCUUGGAACUUGGGGAAUUUUAUAGGAUUUUCAUAAGAAACUGUUUAGUUCCUCUGAAACCCUGAAGGCUCCUUCAAAAAACAAAAAUUUUACAAAGCUUUCGCAAUAAAGA
Molecule: messenger RNA, 799 nt
Organism: Oryza brachyantha (malo sina)
Lineage: Eukaryota; Viridiplantae; Streptophyta; Magnoliopsida; Poales; Poaceae
Exons: 2
Coding region: 59-436 (125 amino acids)
Source: RefSeq, a predicted model, not a curated record